Messenger RNA from Coccomyxa subellipsoidea C-169, 1572 nucleotides. RefSeq names its product DnaJ-domain-containing protein. The record is from RefSeq and is a predicted model, not a curated record. The transcript has 11 exons. NCBI's taxonomy places the organism in Eukaryota, Viridiplantae, Chlorophyta, Trebouxiophyceae, Coccomyxaceae. Bases 1 to 1572 code for a protein of 523 amino acids.
AUGAAGUCACAGUUCAACGAUGUCUUUUCCCUCAGGAAACCAAAGGAUGCCAGGGCUGGAUUGUCCAGCGGCGCCAAAUCUAUCGGCAAAGGUGUGUUGGCAGGCGUUGUGGGACUGGUAGCGGCUCCUGUCAUGAUGGCCAGGGAGGAGGGCGUGAAGGGAUUUGCCAAGGGCGUUGGAGCAGGCGUUUUAGGAGCUGCAGUCUUGCCGGUUAUGGGAGUGGGAGUUGGAGUGACACAGAUGGUGAGGGGGGUGGCAAACACACCUGAAGCCAUCAGGGAGGCCCAGCGUGGGAAACACUGGGACACGGUGAGAUGCCUCGCGCUGGUGACCGAUGACGAGAUAUUUGCGAGCGUGCGCGAGCAGUGGCACCGCAGCGGCGGCGGCGCUGCCGGUGCAUCGGGCCGGGUGGAUUACUACGCGCUGCUGGGCGUCGAGCGUGACGCGCCCCCUGAAGCCAUAAAGCGCGCCUACUACGUUCUCGCCCGCAAGUACCACCCCGACAAGAACAGGGGAGACCCUACUGCAAAUGAGCGCUUCCAGCAGCUCGGUGAGGCUUACCAGGUGCUGGGCAAUGCGGAGCUGCGCGCGCGCUACGACGCCAACGGCGCGGACGGGUUGAAUGUGGAUUUCAUGGACAGCGCCGAAUUCUUCACCGCUCUGUUUGGCUCGGACCGCUUCGAUCACCUGGUGGGCGAGCUCAUGAUCGCGUUGGCCGCUCGCAGCGGCGGGGAUUUCCAGCCGGGGCAGAUGAAGAGGCUGCAGGCAGCGCGGCAGGAGCGGCUGGUUGUGAUGCUGAAUGCGCUGCUGCGGCGCUACGUGGAGGGCGACGAGCAGGGGUUCAGGGAGGCGAUGGUGGCUGAGGCGGACAGCCUGGCGCAGACGCCGUUUGGGCCGACGAUGCUGCGCGCAAUCGGGGGUACGUACCGCAGCCAGGCGGAGAUCGCGCUCGGCAACUUCUUCGAGGGCUCCGUUGCCGCCAUGCGCUCCAAGGGCGCCGCCUUCAAAUCCCAAAUACACGCCGCCGGCCUCGCCCUCAAAGUUUACCAGACGCAGCAGCAGAUAGAGCGGCUGGAGAAGCAGCACGCGCAGCAUCAGCGGGAGAGUGGAGCUGCGUCAUUUUCUUCUCAACAGCAGCACUCGUCAGGGGAUGCUCAGGGUGCAGCAGGCUCCAGCAGCAAAGUUUCAGCUGAAGGCGAAUCAGCUGAUCACUCCAGCGCUGACGCAGCUAGCGCGGUGGGCAUCUCGAUGGCGGCCGAGCGCGCAAAGCUGGAGGAAGCUGCGCUGCCGCUGAUGCUGGAUGCCAUGUGGGCUGCCAACGUUCUGGACAUCCAGCACACAGUCAAGGCAGUCUGCCAAGAGGUGCUGCGGAGCCCGGCGUCGCCGAAGGAGGUGCGGCGGCUGAGGGGGCUGGCGCUGAAGGAGCUGGGCGGCAUCUUCCUGGACGCGGCUGCAGCGCACCUGGAAGGACCCUCACGCGCGAAGCAGCAGUUUGAGGAUGCCAUGCAGCGUAUGAUAGACAAGAGGAAUGCUGUCGAUGACGCAGCAUAUGGGCAGGCCCCCAGUACUUAA